Molecule: messenger RNA, 336 nt
Organism: Peronospora matthiolae
Lineage: Eukaryota; Oomycota; Peronosporomycetes; Peronosporales; Peronosporaceae
Source: the annotation of a GenBank genome assembly
AUGCGAUGCGCGAGCAAGGCCGCCGAGAGCGCGUCCGCAAGUCUCUGUGCGGACGCCGAAGCAGAAACCACAGCAACUGAUGUCUCAUCGGUUGCUGAAGCGACCCAGCCUGUGUCACUUGGUGAUGCAGGCGCUCGUCAUGAAGACACUCAUGUCUUCACAGAGUAUGAACUCGGUGUCUCAUACUCUCCCGAUACUGAAGACGGAUCCGUAUCGACGGCGAUCGAAUCCAAGCCUCCUGCCAAGCGUGGUAUGGAUGAUGCUACGCAUCGUAGCAUCUUUGGUUCAUCUGAUGGAUCAGGUGAACCAUCGCCGAAGCGAAGGCGCUCGAGAUAG